Messenger RNA from Schistosoma guineensis, 3642 nucleotides. The record is from the annotation of a GenBank genome assembly. NCBI's taxonomy places the organism in Eukaryota, Metazoa, Platyhelminthes, Trematoda, Strigeidida, Schistosomatidae.
AUAUGUGCGGUACAUUUGAUGACAUCCAAUUGUAACGGGAUUAAAGUCAUCAUGCUGAGUACUGGAGAUGAAUCGCGAUAUAUCGGCUCAAGUAAAAGUCCUGGGAAAGCUCGCAAAUGAAAUGGCAAAUAUAUCCAUUAAACAGUUAGGAACAAUAAGUUAAAUCAGAUUGCUUAUAAUUGGCGGAAAAUUCUUUGAAUCCAUAUUUCGUAAUGCAGUGGAAAUCUAAGAAAAUUGAGGCAAAGGAUACUACUUUCAAUCCUGACAAUAUUGGUGAUAUCGACUUCGGUAGUGAAGAUCUUGAACAAGAAUUACUUGACUUAUUGCAUGAUGAUCCAACCCUUGAGAUUUCUAAUAAAUCUUCGUCUUUUGAUCAGGAUGAAAAAAACUGUGAUGAAGACGAUGAAUUGUUACUUGCUGAACUAGUAAAAUCAAUGGAAAGUGGGAAAUCUGCUGUACCGAACAGAGCUAAUAAGGUGGAUGAAUUAGAAAUCAACGAAGAUAUUUUCGGCAAUCAAAAGACAAGUACUGGUAGUACUUCCAAGCCGCCUCAUCAAAUAUCGGGGUUCGAAGGAAGUGAUUUUGGAUCGUCAUUGCUGAGUUCUCCAAGAAACAGUGGUCUGACAACGAAUUCAAAGAACGGGACAAAUUGUGAUAACGACGAUGAAUUGUUACUUGCUGAACUAGUAAAAUCAAUGGAAAGUGGGAAAUCACCUGUAUCGAACAGAGCUAAUAAGAUGGAUGAAUUAGAAGUCAACGAAGAAGAUAUUUUUGAUGAUCAUAAAAUAAGUACUAGUAAUACAUCCAACAGUGGUUCAGUGACAAAUCCAAAGGUACCUUCAAAUAAUAAUGCUUUGGGAAAUAGUUCAGGAAGUACUUUAAAACCGACUGCCGCUGAUGUAAAACCUGAUAUUCGUCAAGCUGUAUUGGAUUAUAUCAAUCCAAAAACUUCUAAUUCUGGUCUAGAUUUAUUGAAAAAUCGUCAUAAAGAAUACAAAUUAGCUGCUUUGAAAGCUCGGGAUACAGGCCAACUAAGGAAAGCAAAAGAAUUAUUGGAAGCAUCAAAAUGUAUUGGAGAAGCUAUCGUGAAUAUAGAAGCUGGCAAAGAAACAUUCGAUCCAGAGAAUGACUUACCUCCUCCGCCAUCGGAGUAUGAAUUCUCUAAUGAGGGGGAUCCAAACAAUGAAACUGUGAUCGCUCAGCCACCACCUUCAUCUCAGCCUGUAAAAUCGACUAUACCAGAUAUUAUGAAAACGUCUAUUGUUUGCACAGAAAAUAUCUUAGCUCGUAUAACCUACUAUAAAGAAAAAUUAAAGGAAAUAACCAACGAUGACUCAAAGAAACGUCGUUACAAUCGUAUUCUCACACGGUAUGAUGAAGGACUGAGAGCUUGUGAACAUGGAGUUACUUCGUUUGAAUUUGAAGAGUUGGUCCCACCUCCAGGUUAUCCUCCACUUACUGAUCGUUCUAAAUUAAGUAAAAAUGUAAAAUUAUCUAACAAUGAUCCAAAAACAUCUCUUGCAAAACCUAGCUCUGGGCAUCCAAUAAAAAAUAAAACGGAAGCAAUUGUUGAACUAUUAACUAAACGUCAAGAUGAGUUGAAACAAGCCGCUAAAGCUGCAAAACAAUCUGGUAAUAUUGAAUUGGCUAAAACGUACAUACGAUCGGUUCUUGGAAUGAAUCAAAUGAUACAAGCUGCUGAAGCUGGCUUACCAAUAGAUUUAACUCAGUUACCACGGCCACCUGCACUUACUGAUUCUAAUCCAUCUAGACCUAUAUUAAGUGGAUUAAAAUGUGAUCCACCUGUAAAGUAUGCCGUUGCUUUUAAUUCUUUAUCAGGUGAUCAAUUAUUUAAAACAUACUCAGAAAUUUUAUCAGAACAAGAACAACUAAUUAACAAUUUAAUAAAUCAACAUCGUCGUAAUGGCGGUGCUAAUGCACAUUCGAUAUUAUCGAAAUUAUCUGAUUUACUUAGUGUGAAUACGUGUAUCAAGAAAUUAUUAUCUAAAUACAAUCAACAUGUAUCUAAUUUAACCGCAUAUUUUGAAUAUGCCAAUUUGCCUAAAUGUAAUUUGAAUGCUGAAUUAGCGGAUGAUAUACUUGAAGUUAGUAAUAUUCAUGGUAUAGCUUAUCCACUUCCAUCACAUUAUUCAAAUAUUGAUACUUAUGUUGAAGUUGAAUUCAGUUUAAAUAAUGCCAAUCCACCAAUGAAGUUAUCUACCAAUGUAGUUAAAUCAAGUAGUGAACCAAUAUAUAGUCAAUCAGUUAAAGAAUUUCGUGUAAAUACAAAAAGUCAUUCAUAUAGACGAUUUGUUCAGAAUAAUCGUUGUCUAAAAGCAACAAAGCACUUAUGUAACUAUUUGCCGACUCUGGGACUGGUUAGAAAAAGCGAAGAGGUGGUCAGUAUAUGACAUGGUGUCGUGGCAUGAAAGAAAGUUGCAAAGCACUGGCUUGUGUUGGUCCUUCACGACUCCCUGGUUGGGGUCCGAGAGAUGGCGCUACACAGUGGCUAGAGACGUUAUCAGAUAUGGUUCAGAAUAGAAGCCAGUGGCGAUCCUGCUGUAACCUUCUUUUACUUUUCUCAUAAAAAACUGGUUGUCUCUUCCUUAACUGAAAGAUUUCUUCUGAUUGUACCUUUCCGUCCCCCCAUUAUUACUAUUAUUAUUACACUACUUUACUCCAACCUCUUCGUUAUUGUUCUCUUUUUUUUACGCUCCUUACCUAUUUUCUUUUUCCUUCUCUUUAAAUUCUCAUUGUUUUGUUUGGCGCAUAUAUAUUUGGCGCUCUCUUGUACUAAUAUCUAUGUGUUCAAAUAAAUAAAUUGUAAAUUUCAAUUCUUUAUUACUGUCUUUGUAAUCUUUAUGAUGAACAAAAAUUGGAAAACUAGACAAUAUAUGAUCGGGAAUCUUCGGUUUUUCAUUUUUUUUCCCAAAAUGAUAUGUAUUAUAUGUAAUGAAACUUAUAUUUAUUCUUUAAAAGUGUAAAUUUUCUUUUCAAUUUUGUUUGUCACAUUUUCUUAUUGGUACCGUUUAACUUGAAAUAUCAUAAGAAGAAUCUUAUUCAACGUGACAACUCAUUUAUCUUGAUUGACUUUGCCUCUUAAUUAGUUAAUUCAAAACUGAAAAACUAUUCAAAUGCCAUUUGACAUAGUGUUGUGGAUGCGGAGGAAUAGACCAAUAAUUAUCAUGUUAAGUCCAAUGGUGUCCUUGGACUUUAAAUGGACAUUGCCUAUUGGUCGAUAUCUGUUCACUUGUUAAAUAUUGUACAAAAUGUUGUUUUCUAUUUUAUGGUACGAUGUGGUGUGCUUGAUUGGUAUAUAAAGAAAGUAUGUUUGAAAUAUAAUGAUUCAUAUCUCCGAGGCUGUGGUUUGUCUUCUGGACUCAACUAACUGGGCUAGACAGGGAAGCAGGACCAAUCAGGGCACUAGGUCGUCCCUUACGUGUUUUCCGUGUCACUCUCACCGAAUCGAUCAAUAAACGCUGCUUAUCAAGACCUGCAGUCACACCCGUCAUAACACAUAGGAUCACCUAUAGAUGAAUAAUUUUAAUUCAUUUUGAUUCAUAUCUUGUUGUGUUGAAAUAUUAUAACAAGAAACAUUUAAAAUUUCAUUUUUAUUCUGUUCUCAGGUAUAUUACAAUCGUG